Messenger RNA from Prunus armeniaca (apricot), 573 nucleotides. The record is from the annotation of a GenBank genome assembly. Lineage: Eukaryota; Viridiplantae; Streptophyta; Magnoliopsida; Rosales; Rosaceae.
AUGUCAGCCACAGAAGAAGUUCAGGCUCCGGCCGUUGAGGCCCCGCCGGCGGUGGAGGCUCCAGCUACGGAGGAGCCCAAAAAAGAAGAAAAGCCGGUCAAAGAGCGAAAGACGAGAACCCCAAGGGAGAAGAAGCCUAAAGAGCCCAAAACCGCUGCUCAUCCUCCAUACUUUCAGAUGAUAAAGGAGGCACUGUUGGCUCUGAACGAGAAGAGCGGGUCCAGUCCUUACGCCAUAGCCAAGUACAUGGAGGAGAAGCACAAGGCGGUGCUUCCUUCCAACUUCAAGAAGACCCUGGCUCUGCAACUGAAGAACUCUGCGGCGAGAGGCAAGCUGAUCAAGAUCAGGGCCUCGUACAAGCUCUCUGAGGCAGGCAAGAAGGACAAAACCACAGGCAAAACCAAGGCUUCAACAAAACCCAAAACGGAGAAAAAGACCAAAACGACCGCCCCUGCUCCGAAGGCGACUAAGAAGCCUGCGAAGAAGAACAAGAAGUCCACGGCUUCUAAGCCUAAGCAGCCCAAGUCCAUCAAGAGCCCAGCUGCUAAGAAACCCAAGAAGGCUGUUGCUUGA